AUGAAGAACUUACUCUUUUCUCUCCUUGUCUCUUUGCUUGGGGCCCUGCUGGUCCUCCCCACGACAGCUGUGCCUGUCUCUCAGGGCUACCAUCUUGCUCCACGUGCGUCCAAUGCCACUAGUAGGCUUGUCUUUGCUCACUUCAUGAUCGGCAUCGUCGGCAAUCGCCAGAGCGCUGCCGACUACGAUGCAGACAUGCAGCGUGCCAAGUCCAUUGGAAUCGAUGCCUUUGCCCUGAACAUCGGUGUCGACCCGUACACGGACACCCAGCUGGGGUAUGCGUACGAGUCUGCGGCGAACAACGGCAUGAAGGUCUUCAUCUCGUUCGACUUCAACUGGUGGAGCACCGGCCAGGCCAGCGCCAUCGGAGCCAAGGUCGCGCAGUACGCCAACAGGACGGCCCAGCUCAGGGUAGACGACCGGGUCUUUGUCUCCUCCUUCGCCGGCGACGGGCUCGACGUCAGCGCGAUGGAAAAGGCGGCCAACACAUCGCUGUUCUUCGUGCCCAACUUCCACCCGGCCAACAACGACUUUGGCGACAUCGACGGCGCCCUCAACUGGAUGGCCUGGGACAACAACGGCAACAACAAGGCCCCGACGCCAGGGCACAACGUGACCGUUGCUGAGGGGGACCAGCAGUACAUUGCUGCUCUGAACGGGAAGCCCUACCUUGCACCUGCCUCGGCCUGGUUCUCCACCCACUACGGCGCCGAAGUCUCGUACAGCAAGAACUGGGUGUUCCCGUCUGACCUCCUCUGGUUCAACCGGUGGCAGGACAUCCUGACUCUGGGCCCGCAGUUCGUCGAGAUCGUGACCUGGAACGACUACGGCGAGUCGCACUAUGUUGGGCCGUUGUCGUCGCCGCACACUGACGACGGAGCGUCGAAAUGGGCCAUGGAUAUGCCUCACAACGGCUGGCUCGACAUGGCGCAGCCCUUCAUCGCAGCGUACAAGGCGGGCGCAACGUCAGUCAACAGCUACAUUACGGCCGACAAGCUGAUCUACUGGUACCGCCCGACGCCCAAGUCGCUAGACUGCGACUCGACAGACAACACCAUGACCAUGGCCAACAACGCGAGCGGCAACUUCUUCGAGGGCCGGCCCAACGGGUGGCAGACGCUGGCGGACGAGGUCUUCGUCGUCGCGCUGCUCACCUCGCCCGCCACCGUCAAGGCCACCUCGGGCAACCAGACCCAGACGUGGAACGCGCCCGCCGGCGCCAGCGCCUUCAGCCUGCCCAUGGGCGUCGGCAAGCAGUCCUUCUCCGUGACGAGGAACGGGCAGACGGUGCUGAGCGGCACCAGUCUCAAGGACAUCGUCGACACGUGCAUCUGCGGCAUCUACAACUUCAACGCCUACGUUGGCGAGCUGCCUGCGCCGACGACCAUCGAUGCGCUCCAGCCUGCUGGCCUGGUGUCGCUGUCGGCCGGUCUGAAGGUGCCUUGUCCAACUAACACUUUGGGCUCGUCGAAUGCAGCCAAGGUUCCUGCGACGGCGGUGCCUAGGGUUACGGCUGCAUGA
Rasamsonia emersonii CBS 393.64 is the source of this 1521-nucleotide messenger RNA. RefSeq names its product Alpha-1,3-glucanase/mutanase. The coding region runs from base 1 to 1521 and encodes 506 amino acids. Gene Ontology annotation, biological process: mating projection tip cell wall disassembly. The record is from RefSeq and is a predicted model, not a curated record. NCBI's taxonomy places the organism in Eukaryota, Fungi, Ascomycota, Eurotiomycetes, Eurotiales, Trichocomaceae. The transcript is spliced from 4 exons. Gene Ontology annotation, molecular function: glucan endo-1,3-alpha-glucosidase activity.